AUGGAGGUCCGUGUUAACAGCCUCGCAGGGCAGCUUUGCUGUUUGCGCGGAGAGAGCGAGUGGCGUGCUGCUGACGUCAAGCGAGCGCUGGAGGUGAGCCUUCGUGUCCCUUCGGAUGAGCAAAGGCUCAUCCUGGGCUGUGUCGAACUUCAGGAUCAUGACCUCUUGCAAGAUCCCGGCUGCAUACGCGAUCUUGACUUAACCUUGAUUCGACGAUCAACAGCACAUGCGGAGCUUCUGCGGCUUGUGCGUGGAGGGACGCAGACCCUCAGUCGAAAAUGGCUUGCACGUAUGCCGGAGAUAGUCCGUGGAGAUUCCGAGAUAGUACGAGAAGUAUUGCGCAGAGAUGGCGUGGCUCUGGAACAUGCCACAGAGGAGCUGAGGGCAAAUCCGGAGAUGGUAUUGGAAGCUGUACGCCGCAGUGGCUUUGCCUUGGAAUACGCGGCAGCCCGACUUCGAGAAGAUCGCAAAUUCGUGCUGAAAGCAGUUCAGGUCAACGGCUUCGCGCUCGCCAGGGCAUCGAAGUCUUUACAAGCUGAUCCCGACAUUGUACUAGCAGCGAUAAAAGAAGAGGGUGCGGCCUUCGAGUAUGCUGCUGAGGAGCUGAAAAGCGAUGCCGAGUUUGCUUUGGAGGUGGUGGAGACGGGAAAAAGUGGAGUCUUGGAGCACAUUUCUGCUGAGCUCUGGGAAGAUCCCUGCUUCGUUUUAGCAGCGGUUUUGAAGCUGCCAGCGGCCUUGGAGCAGGCCUCGGAGAUCCGAGCGGAGCCGACCUUCGUCUUGGAGGCCGUCGCCAAAAGCCCCGAGGCGCUGCCCUACGUUGCACAGGAGCUUUUCGAGGACCCCGCCUUCCUUUUGAGGGCCAUCACACGCAACCCUAAAGCCCUGAGCUAUGUGGACAGAGAGCUCGCCUUGGAACCCGCCUUCGUUUUGACCGCCUUGCGAUGUAACGGCGAGGCCUUGCGCUUUGUGUCGCCCAAUUUGUUGAAAGAUACCCGCUUUGCUCAACAAGCCUUGGCCGCGGCUGGGUCCAAGGUUUUGGGGAGCAUGCCAGAGGAGUUUUGGCAAGACAAGGACCUGGCUCAAGCUGCCCUGCGUUCUGAUGAAGCAUCCAUACAAAGGGUCCCAAAGAAAUUUUGGACAGACCGUGACUUCGUACUCAAGGCAGUUCGCUGGCAACCCUCUAUACUCAACAUGAUUGAGCCGAACCUGCUAAAAGACAAGGCCUUUAUCCUCGCAGCUGUUCAGCGCAACUCAACAUGCAUCCGCUACGUGUCUGAAGAACUGCUGAAGGACCGAGCCUUCAUUCUUGAAGCCCUCGAAGUCCACGGGUCCGUGCUGAAGCAUUUGCCCUAUGACAUGCGCACCGACCGAGCACUCGUUCUGGCCGCACUUCAAAAGACUGGCUUCGUGCUUGGAUUUGCUGACGACAUACUUCGGACGGACAAGACCUUCGUGCUGGAGGCCGUGAAAACGAACGGUUAUUGUUUGAUUGGAGCCCCGGAUUCAAUGAGGCAAGAUCGUGACGUUGUCCUUACCGCUGUGAGGCAGCAGGGUUUGGCCCUCGAAUUCGCGGCAUUGGAACUCCGUGGCGACGCCGAUGUCGCUCUCGCGGCCCUCGAGAGCUGCCCAGGUCCGCUUGUGCAUGUCGAGAAGCGCCUUUGGUCAGAUCGUUCCUUCGUACUGAAAGCUUCUGAGCGGCAUGGAUGCGCACUUGAGCAUGCGGACGAUGCAUUGCGUCGGAGCCGCGUGUUUGUGCUUGCAGCCUUCGAGCUUAACCCAGAAUGUCUGUGCUAUGCGCACGAGGAGCUACAAUCUGAUCGUGGCUUCAUGAUUGAAUGCCUCAUGCUGAAUCCGCAUGCAUUGCCCUUUGUGCCUGCAACAAUGCGAAUUGACGUCUCCUUCGCUGCGGCUGCAGCUGCUGCGACACGCGCGCCUCCUGCUCAGCCUGACAUCUCACCAGGUCCUUCCGACAUGCCCUCCCCAUCGUGGUGA
Symbiodinium necroappetens is the source of this 1992-nucleotide messenger RNA. The record is from the annotation of a GenBank genome assembly. NCBI's taxonomy places the organism in Eukaryota, Dinophyceae, Suessiales, Symbiodiniaceae.